CGGAUCCCUCCUCCCUCUUCCUCCUUUCGUCGCAGUCCCCUCCUUCCUCGACAUCAUCCUCCCCCUCCCUCCCUUCUUCUCCCUCCUCCCUCUUCCCCUCGUUCGUUGCAGCCCCCCGCCUCGUGGCACGUGGCAACACCCCCCACGCCUUCUUCGCAGCUCCUCCCCUUCCCCGACACCAUCCUCCUUCUCCUCCUUCCUCCGUGUUCCCCCUUCGUCGCAGCUCCUCCCCCUUCCACGACACCCAUUCUCCUCCUCCCGUUGAAAAUCUUGAUAUAGUAGGUUAUUGUAUGCGAUCUUGGCAAUUGAUGUUGAAAAUCUUGAUAGAGUAGGUUAUUUUUUAUAUUCUCUGAUUACAGGUGGCAUGUUAGUUAUUGGGUAUGCUGAUCAUCCUUUUGACACCGUUAAUUUUAAUCUCACAUGUCUGCAUUUUGUUAUAAAAUGUUUUCCUAAUUGCCUAUUUCUUUUUUGCUCGUGUUUUCUGGAGGAAAGGAAAGCUAUAUAGUGUAGUAGGACUUGUAGAUAAUCUUCUCUCUAGAAUAUGGCAUAGUUUAUUUUCCUCUUUGUUUGACAUUUCAUGAUGUUCUUGGUACCCGUCCUUUUAGGUUUUGAUGUAUGUGGUCGCCCAGUAUAUUUAUUUUUAUUAAAUGGUAAAAAAUAAUAUUUAUUUAAAUUAUGAUAAGUUAGAAGUUGAAAUAGUCUACACAGGAUUGACUUCUUAAUAUGGACAAGAAUUACUUGGCUUUUUAUUGAUGCUCAAUUUACAUUUAUGAUUGGGAUAACAAUAAUUCGAUGCAAUAAUAAUUGUUUCAUCUAUUAAGUUUCAAGAUUUUUUUUCUGAUUAAAAUGUAUAUUCAGAUCAAAGCUCAGCACAGUUUAAUUGGUCUGAAAGCAGUUGCAGAUGACCUAAAAAUUCUCUAAAAUAUAUAUUGGUUUGAUGUUUGAUAGUUGUUGGUUCAUGGCUUAUAAAAAGCUUGAAAUAAAAGUUUACAAAGAUUAUGAUGUAUAAGUGACAACACCCAAAAGUUUAGUUGCAUAAGUUGGAAAUAUGGUUGAUCUUGUGUCCGCAAGCUAACCAGGUUUAUAGCUAUGGAAUUUGGAUUAAAUUAAUCAUUCUAACUAAAAAGAUACAGAAUAAGAUCCUCCUCUUUUGGUUCUGUUAUAGGAUCCAAUGAGCAAGAUGAGAUUUGGCAUUUAUUAGCAUCAAUGUCAUCGUCAGAGGUGGCAUCUUUUAUUACAAUACGUAGUAGGAAGACAUUAUUCUUUUCAAAUUCUGGAUUAAUUCUUCCUGAAUAAUAUAUUUUUAGCUUAUCUAUAUUGAGAUAUUUUUCCAAGCAUAUAAUUUGGUAAUUUCAUCUAAAGCUGGUCUUUAUGUUCUUUUAGAAAUUAUGUUGAAAUCUAUUUUUUCUAAUUUGGUAAAGUUUAACUCUGGCAAAUCGAAGCAUACAUUGUUGCCUGCAGUAGUUCUACACUGCCAAAGGGAGUUGCCUAACCAUUUACUUUCUUUUUUCUUAUGAAUGUUUUAAGCUGAAAUUGUCGACGGCUUUAGAGAGGCCCUAUGAAGGAUUUCAUUCAGUAUAUUGUGUGUAGCAAUAAUAUUGGGUUGGUGUUUUUGCUGGUGACUCACUCUGAUGAGACCUUGGUUCGAAGGGUUGCUGGUAGACUGGUAUGGGGCUGGACCUCUAUGGCAGUCCUGGCGGCUGGUGCAUCUAGGGGCAUUGUGUUACUAUGGUAGCAAUAAUGUUCUGGUGCUUUCUGCCCAAACCCUCUUUGUGCAUGCCGUAGUUCAAUUUAAAACUUGGGUCCUUGGAUUUUAAUGGGCAUUUAUGCAAGUGUUUCUUUAAAUAGUCGAAACCGUCUAUGGAAUGCUUUGGGCUUUAUUGAUUUACAUGAGAUUCUGUGGUUGGUUCUCUGCGAUUUUAAUUAUUUAUCUUGUGCUGAUAACAAACUUGGUGGUCGAAAUUUUUCGUAUUGUUCCUCUAUUAGAUCUUAUAAUCAAUUUCUCUCAAAUGUUGGCCUUUAUAAUCUUGGUUUUAUGGGUCCGAAGUACACCUGGUGUUAUAUCGCCAAGGUAGUCCUAGGAUCUGGGUUUGUCUUGAUCUGGUUUAUGCAAACUCCAAUUGGUUAAAUGUGUUUGGUAGCUCUGUUGUUAAGCACUUGCCUAGAGCUAACUCUGACCAUUGUCCUAUUUUAUUAUCUAUUACCUCUCAACGCAUGCAUUCAUGUAGACUUUUUAAAUUUCAUUGUUUUUGGGUUGAGUACAAUAAGGUCUGUGACGUUCAACAUGUUUGGAAUGUUGAUUCUUGUAGUGGGGUCCGAUGCAGGUCAUUUUGGGUAAUUUAGGUAGGCUUAGAGGGUUUUUGUCCUUUUGGAAUAAAAACUAUCUUGGUGAAAUUGAGGAUGCCUUAGGUCCGCGACUUUUUUUGUCAUUUCAACCCCUUCCUUUGCUUGUCUUAUUAAUGGUUUAUCUUUUCAAUAUUUCAAGAGGGAGAGGGGUAUCAAACAAGGUGAUCCUCUUUCCCUUUAUUUUUAUAUCAUUGUGACUCAAAUCUUGACUUAUUUAUUGAAUGAUGCUUGUGAUAAAAAGUUGAUCACUCUUUUCUAUUUUAAGAGAGAAUUUAAAGUAUGCCACUUAAUAUAUGUGAAUGAUAUCUUGCUUUGCUUUUGGGCAAACGAACGGUCUUGUGAAUCUAAUAGACACAUCUUCCAUGUUUAUGAGUUUCUCACUAAUGAGAAAAUCAAUGUCUUUAAAUCUGAAAUUAUUUUUCCCUAGGAAAACUAUUAGGGGGGUGAGGCGUGAGAUUUGUAAUAUGUUGUAUAGAGAGGGCCAGUUACCUUUGAAGUAUCUUAGAGCGUUGAUUGCACCUAAGAGAGUUAGCAAGUCGGAUCUUAAUUGUGUUGUUCAAUCGACUAUUGACAAAAUUGGGUCUUGGUAGGUAAAUCUCCUUCCACAAGCUAGUCAGCUUAUGUUAAUUAAUUAUGUUCUCAAUUCUAUUCUGUCACACACAAUCAGUAUUACUUUGAUGCCUAAUUCUAUUCGAGAUGGGGUUAUGAAGUCUAUUAGAAAUUUUUUGUAGGGUAAGAAUACUGGUUUAUGUGGUUUGCAUCUCAUCGUUUGGGAUAAGGUUAUAUUGCCUAAGGAUGACGGUGGUUUGGAUAUUAAAGAUUUGAACAUCAUGAAGUCUGCUUUGCAGGGUAGGAGGAUUCUAUAGUAUUUGAAUAGGUCUAAUGGUCUUUGAAUCGAUGUGGGUAGGACUAAAUAUGGGGACAUUGAUCGUUGGAAUAUUCACUAUUCCAUAAGGAUAGCUAGAGCUUGAGGUUUUUUUACGGCCCUUGAGAAAUUAUGGAAUGGUUUUCCUAAAUUCGUGAGUAGUGGAUCUUCUAUUAGAGCUUUUAUCAAUCUAUGAAUUCUGAAUACUCCUUUUUGUUAUACACCAUCAGUUUGUGAUGUUUUCGAAUUGCAUGAUACUUGUAUGGUCUCUGAUAUAUUGAUAGAUAGAUGCUAGAAUGUGGAUAAGUUGAACUAUUGAUUUGGGAAUGUUUUGACUAGUGUUAUCUGCCAGAUUGAUGUAUCUCUUGUGCCACUUGGUGAAUUUUCACUUUGGCAGUCUGAUGCGAAGGGUGUGAUUUAUGCUAAAUCUGCCUACAAGUAUUUGCAUUGCCAGGUGGGUUUGUCUAUUGGACAGGAGGAGGGCUGGUGGUGUUGUUUGUGGAGGCUGCCAGUAUUGCCUAGAAUCAACGGUUUUUGCUGGAAGCUUCUGCACCGCCGCCUCCCUAUGUCUGAUAGACUUGCUCGCCUGGUAGUAUGCAAUGCUGCUUUGUAUCCUUUUUGUUUGUUGGAAUCUGAAUCUAUCUCUCGUAGCUUUUUCCUUUGUAAUUUUGCGGCUGAUUAAUGGAGGACAGUGGAACAAUAACUUGAGCUGAGAUUUAUAUCCUAUAAUGAUUGGCCGGAGGUUGAUGUUGGGCGAAAGAGGGGUUGUUGUUGGGUGACAACGCUGGAUUAGUGUUUGUGUCUAUUGUUGCUACUACCCUUUGGUGGUUGUGGAGGGCUAGAAAUGAGGCUGUUUUCAAUCAGAAAAACUUUCCUCUUUUUUAUUUUUCAGAAAGUAGUAGCUUUAAUCUCGGCUAGUGGCGAGGCCAAAAGACAUGAUGGCAUUAUUGAAGGUAUACAUCGCCAGCAGGUUAGGUGGUCUAAAUCCCAAAAUGGAUGGGUGAAACUGAACUGUGAUUGAUCUGUUGGGUGUGAUCAGGUAGGCGAAUUGGGAUUUGUCCUAAGAGAUGACGCUGGUAAUGCUAUUGUUGAUGCAUGCAGGGUGCCGGAUAUCUUGUACUGUGAGGCUGCUGCGGUUAGUGAUGGACUCAAAACUGGCAGUGGUGGAUGGCUAUUUUUAGUUCAUGUGGAAUAUGAUUGAUAAAUCUUGGUGAAGAUUCUAUGGAAGAGGAACCCACCUCUCCUUGGGGGCUUUAGGCAAUUGUAAUGCAUGAUAUUUGGGGCCUUCUUCAAAGUUUUGAUGUAUUUGUGAUUUCCCAUAUAGAAGAUAGGGAGGGAAAUGAGGCAGCCAACCAGCUUGUCAAGAAUGUAAGGUCCACCAAAUCUUGUAGUAUUUGGAGAGGGGAGUGUCCCUCUCAGCAUGCCCAGUUUUUCUAUUUAUCUUACUUUUUGUAAUCGAAGAAGAGUUGCCAUCGUAAGUUUGAAACUAUUUGUAGCAAUUGUUUCAAUAUCUAGUGCUGCACCCAAACCAACUAUGUUAUUAUAGAACGAGCAACAUUCGAACCAUUAGCAUCUAUGUGCAUGGUGGUGGGAUUCUAUUCGAACAAGCAUAGUGGAAUCGUAUGAGGGUUCCACUAAUGGAUCGUUUCUCUUUUCCGAGUGAUCUAUUUAUUAGGUUUUUCUAUUUUUUUUUCUUAAUACAACACUUUAAACCGUCAACGUCAGGUGCAUAGUUGAGUCUUUUAUUGGAAAAAUCAUAGUGGAUACGUAUGAAGCAAAAUCCACUAGCAAAAGCACCGACCACCUCCGGUUCUCCUACCUGAGGUGGUUCUCCUACCUUUCACACUAGUGUGCAUUGUUUCUUAUUGUCUUUCUUCUGUGUGUUCAUGUGCAACAACAAGUUGUGUUUUGGAAAAGCAAGUCUUUUACUUCAUAUUACUGAAACUGUUAGAAUGUGUCUUAUUGGCCAACCAACCUACUCUAUUCCACAUGUGGCUCAAGUGCUCUAUCCACUAUCUUAGGGAAGCCCCAGGAGAAAAUAAAUGAUAGAAUAUGCCAACCUACUUCGGUUCCUCUAUUAUGUAUAUAAGGCGCUUGGGAUAGGCAUCAGACAAUCGAUCCGAUCCUUCUUCAUACGUGUGAUAGAAGAUCGUAGCGGUGACAAAAAUGAUCGCCGCGCUGACUGUUUCUUUUGUAAUUCUAUUGUUAGAAUUUUCUGUUCAAGCCCAAGGUGGGUUGCAGAAGGGGUUCUAUUCUUCCACCUGUCCCAGGGCGGAGGAAAUCGUGAGGUCAACUGUCGAGAAGUACUUCAACAGCGACUCCACUAUCGCCGCAGGCUUGCUGAGAUUGCACUUUCACGACUGUUUUGUGCAGGGUUGCGAUGGAUCAGUUUUGAUUUCCGGGGCUUCUGCGGAGCGAAGCGCGGUGCAAAACCUUGGGUUGAGAGGAUUCGAUGUUGUGGACGAUGCUAAAUCGGAGUUGGAGGCGACGUGCCCGGGAGUCGUCUCUUGUGCCGACGUACUUGCAUUAGCCGCUCGUGAUGCUGUGGAUCUGAGUGAUGGACCGAGCUGGUCGGUGCCGUUGGGAAGAAGAGAUGGUCUGGUUUCAUCAGCUUCGGAUGCCACGAGUUUACCGUCGCCGACCGAUUCCGUAGCUGUUCAGAGACAAAAGUUUGCUGACAAAGGCUUGACGGAUCAUGAUCUCGUAACGCUAGUUGGAGCGCAUACCAUUGGUCAAACGGCUUGUGUGUUCGUCCGGUAUCGGAUCUAUAACUUCACAGCCACCGGUAACGCUGAUCCUACAAUCAAUCAAGCCUUCUUGGGACAACUUCAAGCGAUCUGCCCCCAUGAUGAUGGCGAUUUUUCCAACCGAGUCGCCCUCGACAAAGGCAGCAUGACUAAGUUCGACGCGAGCUACUUUAAGAACGUGAGGGAUGGCAACGGAGUGCUGGAGUCGGACCAGAGACUCUGGGAAGAUGACGCAACCCACGACAUUGUCGGCAACUAUGCAGGAAACUUACGCGGCCUCUUGGGUCUGAGGUUUGCCUAUGAGUUUUCUAAGGCCAUGAUCAAGUUGAGCAGCGUUGGUGUCAAAACGGGGACAGAUGGACAGAUCAGAACGACAUGCUCAAAAUUCAAUUGACAAGUAUAUAUAUAUAUAUACACACACACUGAACUGAACAGAGACCGCUUUCAAAUGUCUGAAGAAAGUAUAGUGAAGAGGAGACUGGUCCCCGUUCGAGUGGGAUAUGAACUGGGUAGGUAUCAUAUUACAUGUUGACCAAUAAAUUUGUAUUAUAUUAAAACGAUAAUAAAUCAAGUUUCCCCUACUGAUGGAAUUCUACACUGAAUUCCAAUCAAA
This is a messenger RNA of Musa acuminata AAA Group (dessert banana), 6571 nucleotides long. Its product is annotated as peroxidase 25-like. Gene Ontology annotation, cellular component: plasmodesma; plant-type cell wall. Lineage: Eukaryota; Viridiplantae; Streptophyta; Magnoliopsida; Zingiberales; Musaceae. Gene Ontology annotation, biological process: response to oxidative stress; hydrogen peroxide catabolic process. The coding region runs from base 5378 to 6352 and encodes 324 amino acids. The record is from RefSeq and is a predicted model, not a curated record. The transcript is spliced from 4 exons. Gene Ontology annotation, molecular function: peroxidase activity; heme binding.